Molecule: messenger RNA, 1142 nt
Organism: Cyprinodon tularosa
Lineage: Eukaryota; Metazoa; Chordata; Actinopteri; Cyprinodontiformes; Cyprinodontidae
Gene: cbx3b
Product: chromobox homolog 3b
Exons: 5
Coding region: 218-769 (183 amino acids)
Biological process (GO): chromatin organization; negative regulation of transcription by RNA polymerase II
Cellular component (GO): pericentric heterochromatin; nucleus
Molecular function (GO): chromatin binding
Source: RefSeq, a predicted model, not a curated record
ACCUCUUCCCUUGGCAACCACUUCCUCUGAGCAUCAACGGCCAUCUUUAAUUGUAACUCAUUCAUGAAAAGUUGUUGUCGAUCAAAUAAAACGCGCAAACCGACCCGUUUGCGCACGAAGCGGCGUCGUCGGCGCUGUUCGCGUGCGGUUCGCAUAAAGCGGAAGCAGAUCAGAAGCGGAGCGGCUGUCCGCAGAGAAUAAGUAAACACCGAGCGCAAUGAGAAAGAAGCAGACUGCCAAGCAGAGGAAGACUGAGGAGACUUCAGUGGUCCAAGAGUUUGUGGUGGAGAAAAUAAUUCGCCGUAGAGUAUUAAAUGGCAGAGUGGAGUACUUCCUGAAGUGGAAAGGCUUCACCGAUGCAGAUAACACGUGGGAGCCUGAGGAUAACCUGGACUGUCCCGGGCUCAUUCAGGAGUUUCUGAGAGACGCUGAUCUAUCGAAAGAGGCUGAAGAGGAGCAAAGUGAGCAGCAGGUCAUCAAGGAAGACAUGGCAGAGCAGGAGACGGAAAUUCAACAGAGCAACAACAGCGUCCUAAAACCAGAUGAUGAGGAGUCGGACGCCCCCACUGACCUCAGCAAUUACCUCGAGCCUGAAUGCAUUAUUGGCUCCACGGACAGAAAGGGAGAGCUCAUGUUCUUAGUCAAAUGGAAGAACUCCGAUGAUGUGGCCCUGCUGUCGGCCCGUGAGGCAAGCGCCAGAUGUCCACAGGUGGUCAUUGACUUCUACGAACAGAAGUUUACCUGGGACUGCAGGGACGAGAAGCAGUGAAUAGGGAAACAACAAAAAAAAUCCUGUUUUUGUAUACUGAGGACUGCUGAUAAACAACUGCGCUUCCACCUCAAGUUUAGUUUCUCCUCCAUCAGCUGACAUUAAAGGCUCGCUGCAGGUGGGGUUUUAGACUUGCAGCUGUGAGAUCCUCAGCAUGUGAUGGGGCUUUAGAUGACUCCCAGCUCUGUGGUGCUCAGCAAGGUCUCUCUGCCUAUAUGGACACAGAAAUGGAGACUAAAACUAACUAUAGUUGAUUUUUGUCUUAUUUUAUUUUUUAACUAACCUGCUGCUGCAUUCCUGUUGGAAGAUUAUGUAGCAGAUUCUGUCACUGUGGACGUGUUUUGGUUCAAAGAUAUCGUUAGAUUUUUGUUUU